CCAGCCAAGGCCAAAACCAGUCGUACAGCAACGCCGAGGCAACGCGCUACGCGAUUUUUACACGCCAGUGACGCCAUUACGCGUCCCUUUAUCUCUCUACAAAAUUAAACGGUUAUUACAGCAUUUAAAAACGUUAAUACAACAAUGUCUUCAGAGUUUAUACCUCUCGAAAGCGAGAAAGUUAUUGCUGAAAUACGGAAACGACCUGUAUUGUACGACAGCAAUAUGAUUCAUUACUGUAACAGAAGUCUGAGAAAAGAAUUGUGGGCGGAGGUGUGCCAAGAGGUGGUGGAGGAUUGGGACAAGCUGAGCAAGUCAGCCAAACGUUCAAAAAUGGAAGGCGUUCAACAAAAAUGGAAAAAUUUGAAAGACAGCUAUCGACGAGAAAUUAAGAAGCAGAAACUGAGCAAAGAGGGCAUAAUUAAGAAGAAACGCAAAUACCUUUACUCCGAUCAGUUAAAUUUUAUGUUGCCUUUUAUUAAUAAUAAAACCGUCAGUCAAACACCCUCAGACGAUGGCAAAACCGAAGACACAGAGGAACAUAAAAUUGAAUUAACCGAACAUUCAGUUGGAGCAUCUAAUGAAGAAUACAACGUAUCAGGAACAGAGUUUAACAACUAUGUCGAUGUAAAAGAAGAAAAUAAUUUUGACGAUGUCAUGCCUCAAGUUUUUAUCGAUCAAGGAGCCGACGAUAUUGACGAAGAUAAAUUCUUUCUGCUGUCGUUGUUGCCGUCUUUUAGGAAACUGACGCCCCAGCAAAAAAUGCAAAUCAAAAUGGAAUUCUUACAAUCUCUGAACAAAACUAUGUUUCCUCACAGUUAAUUUACUUAAAUUUUACAAAAAAAAACUUUAAAAAUAUACUCAUCUAAUUUGUAUAUAUUUUAGUAAUAUAACUUAAAGAUAAUUAGUUUUUC
Sitophilus oryzae (rice weevil) is the source of this 914-nucleotide messenger RNA. RefSeq lists its product as uncharacterized. Gene Ontology annotation, molecular function: DNA binding. Lineage: Eukaryota; Metazoa; Arthropoda; Insecta; Coleoptera; Curculionidae. The record is from RefSeq and is a predicted model, not a curated record. Gene Ontology annotation, cellular component: nucleus; transcription regulator complex. The transcript has 2 exons. Bases 145 to 822 code for a protein of 225 amino acids. Gene Ontology annotation, biological process: regulation of transcription by RNA polymerase II.